GAACCCUCGCCAUUGCUUCCUUUGUGGAAAGCAUUAACGCCAGCCCUAUCAGGUGGAGAGCGCAUCCACCCCGAGAGCUUCGCUCUCCGAUUCCCUCUAACAUUGGACCAGCAUCUACUGAGCAAACGUCCUGGUGCUUCACAGGGCUGCCGGCGCACUGCCACCAUCUCAACUUCUAGCAUCAUCUCGCCGCCACUGCAGCCGUUGCUCGCACUUGCCUACACACCAAGGAGGAGGAGCAGCGAUCCCAGAUCGCCCAGCCUGUCAUUAUUUAGUUAUUUUGGUGUAUACUAGGAUCUACUAUAUUUUUGUGUACAGUUGGAUUUGCAGUGUUUGCGCGUCCUUUGUCAAACUAAGGGACGAUAUUCGACAAGAACAGGCACAGUUCACAGCCAAAGCUUCCAGGUUUUGUGUGAUCUAGUUCACUCCAAGUAGCAGUCAUGGAUGAGAUGGACCUGCCCCAGAUGAAAAAGGAAGUGGAAAGCCUGAAGUACCAGCUGGCGUUUAAGAGAGAGAAGUCCUCCAAAACAGUGACAGACCUGGUGAAAUGGAUUGAUGAGUGUGUGCCCCAAGACCCCUUCCUGAACCCAGAGCUGAUGAAGAACAACCCAUGGGUGGAGAAGGGCAAGUGUAUCAUUCUUUAAGAGAGCAGGAGGUGGCCCCACGGCCCCCCGCCUGGGGGCAGCAGGCGGCCCUGCGACUCCACUCCCAGAACUGAACACACCUGAAGUCCUGCUCCUCCCCGUUUCGCUUUCACAAUGAAUGUACAACAACCAUUAUCCACACACCCACACACACACCCACACACUCACACUCUCUCUCUCUCUCUCUCUCUCUCUCUCUCUCUCUCUCUCUCUCACACACACACACACACACACACUGAGUCAUUAGCAUCCUACACUCACUUGCAAGAUUUAAAACUUUGCCAUGCAUUACUGUUAUUAUAACUAUAAAUGUCAAUAUAUCUUAAUAUGCAGUUAGUGGAAUUUCUUUCAUCUCAUAUUUCGGUGUUGUCACCGUGGCUUGCCCUGUUUCGAUGAUGAGUUCAAACAUACAGCAUGAAUGUGUAACUGCCAGAAAUGGUCUGUAGGACCCCUGGAUAUGGGACACAAUUCAUUCAGGAACUUGAGAAGCCAUUGGAGGUGCUGGCCUCUGUUCUUCUGAGCAACCCGCUCAUCCACCUGGCCGCUGCACUAUUUAAAGACAACACCGCCACGUAAAUACCAUUCUGUACAGAUUAGUCUAUUUAAUUUAUUGCCUAAUUUAUUGUCUUGUAUCUAUUUAUUUAUUUAUUUGUUUGUUUAUUUAUUUAUUUAUUCCUGGUUUUAGCAAGUGCUGAUAUUUUUGGCAUUAGAAGCUCUGGUGGGCUUGCUCUUUGUCUGCACCCUCCCUGAUAUAGAUAAGCAAAAGGGAAAAAACGCAUCGGUUUACCAUCGAAUACUGCCUUGUACACAGUUUCCUUAAAAAGAACGUAUGGGUUUUGCCAGGGGUCUGAGAGCCAUGAGGUGGCACUGUGUGCAGAGGUGAGACUGCACACAGCCAGAUGCACAUCUGCUUAGUGCUGUGUUCCUUCAAAAGCAAGGCAGGGCUGAGGGGGAAUUCAUUAUGUCUGAUUUUGUUUUACACACACACACACACACACACACACAAUAACUAUUCGAAAUCUAACUAUCUUGCGGUAUAUUCCAUUUGAGAGUGCUUUGAAGAAUUAUGCAUAACUACUAGAUUAUUAACUAAGCAAUAAGUAAUGGCAUUUUUUUAUUAAAUGUUUUACAAAAAACAUUUAUCUUGAAUAAAGUAGAAGAUUUUUAGACAG
Molecule: messenger RNA, 1816 nt
Organism: Electrophorus electricus (electric eel)
Lineage: Eukaryota; Metazoa; Chordata; Actinopteri; Gymnotiformes; Gymnotidae
Gene: gng13b
Product: guanine nucleotide binding protein (G protein), gamma 13b
Biological process (GO): sensory perception of taste; phospholipase C-activating G protein-coupled receptor signaling pathway
Cellular component (GO): heterotrimeric G-protein complex
Molecular function (GO): G-protein beta-subunit binding
Source: RefSeq, a predicted model, not a curated record